Molecule: messenger RNA, 6098 nt
Organism: Cheilinus undulatus (humphead wrasse)
Lineage: Eukaryota; Metazoa; Chordata; Actinopteri; Labriformes; Labridae
Gene: dhx57
Product: DEAH (Asp-Glu-Ala-Asp/His) box polypeptide 57
Exons: 24
Coding region: 143-4492 (1449 amino acids)
Cellular component (GO): intracellular anatomical structure
Molecular function (GO): protein binding; metal ion binding; ATP binding
Source: RefSeq, a predicted model, not a curated record
ACCCCACAAGCUCUGUGUGCGUCUGUGCGCAAGCUGUCUGCUCUAGCUGCUCUCUUUGGUGGAAGAUUUAUUCAAAGUCUGUGUUUUCAUGCCUCUCCUCACAGGUUGCAUGCUGCCAUGAAGGGACUCUGAUUGAACAGACAUGAAUGCGAGGAGAAGAGGUGGGAAGCCAAACAGAGGAGGUGGGAGAUUCAACAAGCCGAGAGGAGGUGGAGGACGAGGAGGCGGAGGCGGUGGCGGUGGCGGAGGCAGGAAAGGAGGAGCUGCUGGCUGGGAUGACGAUGAUGAUUUCAGCCUUGAUUUUGGACCACCACGUUCAAGCAGACCUGGCAAAGGACGAGGAGGAGGCGGAGGUGGCAGACGUGAAGGUGGCAGAGAUGGAGGAAGAGGAAGAGGAGGAAGAGAUCGAGACAGGGAUGGCAGAAGUGAUGGGAGAGGCAGCAACAGCAAGGCUCUCCCAAGGUCCCUGGCGAGGACAAGAACGUACUCAAAGCCAGGAGAGGGCAUGAGGCUGGAGGCAAGCACCAUGCCCUUGCAGAGGAUCUUCAUGACUAAUGAGAACCAAGAACAACUCAAGGAGCUGCUGCGGGAGCUGCAGACCCAGGACUUUGAUGAGCCCUAUGAUGAAUCUGGCUCAGAUUAUACAGGUGGAGAAGAGGAAGAGGAAGAAUUUGAUGAGUUGGACCACCGCGAGGACGGCCAGUUUUGGAACACCAAUGACGAGCCUGUGGAGAAGGCAGAGAGCCCAGCAUAUGAACCGCUGUCUGAUGAUGAACGGCCCACCCCUGAGCCCAUCAUUUCCCUAUUUGCUAUAGGAAAACUCUGCAGGUUUGGCUUUGACAGGGAGCGCAGCAAGCAGGCACUGGAGUCUGGCGGAGGGGAAUUUGGCAGCACUUUAGAACAGCUCCUCCACCAGGUUUUCAUUGAACGCUUUGGCCAGAAAGCCCUCUCCGUUGAUGGCCUGGAAAGCGUUCCUAUGGAUGAGUGUUUGAGCCAGAGGCAGGAAGAAGCUCUGGCCCUAGCUGCCAUCUACGGGGAUCGCUUCAGUGAGCGCAUUGCUAAUUCAGUCUGGACAGUAAGCCUGGACCUCUCCUUCCUCUCAAACAACAAGAAUUGUGACAGAGUUGGGAGUCGAGGUGGAGGAGGAGAUUUUAACAUGCGUGACGUCUGCAGAUUUUACAUGAAAGGGCAGGGCUGCAGGUUUGGAGACAAAUGCAAGUUUAAACACCAGCUCCCCACUAAAGUAAAAUCUGGGGCUGACUCCCCAGACUUGACAGGUCCAAGCCAGCCUGGCAUCAGCAGCUACUCCCCUCCUGAAUACGAGCUCCAGAUCCGCUUCCCCAAAGGGAACCGGUACCCUUUCCAGGCUCCGAUAGUUGCCUUCAGCACCACCGACGAGUCUGUCGGAGCUGCAGGGAGGCUCAGUGUGACGGAGAGAUUAUUUGGAGAAGCUUUGGCUGCAGCAAAGAGCAGCGAGCCGGUUGUUUACACUCUGAUCACCGUAUGUGAAGAUGAAAACACGAUGAGGGAACUGCUGGCUGUCAGUCAUCACAAAUACAGCACGCCACCGCCUGUUGUGGUCGUUCCUCCUCCUUCUCUUGCCAUAGCGAAGAGUAAAAGUGUGAGGAGCAAUGCCUCUGAGGAAAGCAGGGGUAGUAGUGGCAGUAGUCAUGCCAACAGCAGAAGGAGUGCUCCACCGAAUCAGCAGAAACCCACAGAAGUGAAAGAGACAACAGACGCAGAGGAUCUGGAUGAUAGAGAUGAGGAAGAUGAGGAUGAAGCUGUUCCAGUGGAGAGCGAGAGCUACGUCAACCUGAGGAAGAGGAUGGUGAAUAAACACAACAUGAAGCUGGAUAACGUUCUGCAAGAAAACGGCAAGCUGUGCAGAGAGUUCCAGAAAAAGCAGUCAUCCAGGCGCUUCAGGUCCAUGUUAGAGCAGAGGAGGAAGCUGCCAGCAUGGCAAGAAAAGGAAAACAUCCUUGACCUUUUAGAGCGAUGCCAGGUGCUGGUUGUCAGCGGGAUGACGGGCUGUGGUAAAACCACUCAGAUCCCUCAGUUCAUCCUAGACGCCUCACUUGGCGGUCGAGCAGAAGACGUGUCAAACAUCAUCUGUACUCAGCCACGCCGCAUCUCUGCCAUCUCUGUGGCUCAGAGGGUGGCACAGGAGCGAGCCGAGAGUCUCGGCAACUCCGUGGGCUACCAGAUCCGCCUGGAGAGUGUCAGGUCUUCUGCCACCAGACUGCUGUACUGCACCACAGGAGUGUUACUGAGGAGGCUGGAGGGUGAAGCAGACCUCAGAGGUGUCACACAUGUCAUUGUGGAUGAAGUUCAUGAGCGAACAGAGGAGAGUGACUUCUUGCUGUUGGUGUUAAAGGACCUCAUAGUGCAGAGGCCAGACCUGAAGAUUAUUCUGAUGAGUGCUACUCUAAACGCCGGCCUCUUUUCUGAGUAUUUUUAUAACUGUCCCUCUGUCCACAUACCAGGGCGUACCUUUCCUGUUGACCAGUUCUUCCUUGAAGAUGCAAUCGCUAAAUCUCGCUACGUCAUCGAAGAUGGCAGCCCUUACAUGCGCUCAGGGAAACAGAAUUCGUCUUCCACAAGUGGACGAGGAAGCAAAGCAGAUCCUCGGGACAUGGUGGACGAUUUGGGUGACGACGUGUGGAACUUCAUGUCUUUUUGUAAGAAGGACUUUGUCAAAGACUCGGUUCCAGACCAGCAGCUCAGCCUGCAGGAGCUCACUCUCAGAUACAAAGAUACUAAAAAGUCUGUGCUGAAGACCAUGGCUGCAAUGGACCUGGAUAAGAUCAACAUGGACCUGGUAGAGAGCCUGCUGGAGUGGAUUGUGGAUGGAAAACACGACUACCCUCCAGGUGCGGUGCUUGUGUUUCUGCCAGGCCUCGCUGAGAUCAAAAUGCUCUAUGAGCAGCUCAGAUCCAACAGACUGUUCAACAACAGAGGCACAACCAGGUGUGAGGUUUAUCCACUCCAUUCAACAUUGUCUAAUGAGGAGCAACAGGCAGUCUUCAGUCGACCUCCAGAGGGUGUAACAAAAAUUAUCAUCUCCACUAACAUCGCUGAGACCUCAGUAACCAUCGAUGAUGUGGUAUACGUCAUCGACUCGGGGAAGAUGAAGGAGAAAAGGUAUGAUGCAUCUAAAAGCAUGGAGAGUCUGGAGGACUCGUGGGUGUCUCGGGCCAACGCACUGCAGAGGAAGGGUCGAGCAGGUCGCGUGGCCUCAGGGGUCUGCUUCCACCUCUUCACCAGCCACUGCUUCCAACAUCAGCUGGCCGAGCAGCAGCUGCCUGAGAUCCAGAGGGUGCCUCUAGAGCAGCUCUGCCUCCGUAUCAAGAUCCUGGACGUGUUUUCUGAGCAGACGCUGGAGUCUGUUUUCUCCCACCUCAUCGAGCCCCCAGCUAUGGGAAGCUUGGAUGCAGCCAAGCAGCGCCUGUGCGACCUGGGAGCUCUUACUGCAGACGAGAAACUGACCCCGCUGGGCUACCACCUGGCCUGCCUGCCCGUCGACGUACGAAUCGGAAAGCUCAUGCUGUUUGGAGCAAUCUUCCGCUGCCUUGACCCAGCACUCACCAUCGCUGCCAGUCUGGCCUUCAAAUCCCCAUUUGUGUCUCCAUGGGAUAAGAGAGAAGAAGCCAAUGAGAAGAAACUGGCCUAUGCUGUGGCUCAAAGUGAUCACCUAGCUCUGUUACAGGCUUAUAAGGGUUGGUGCUGUGCUGCAAGAAAUGGAAACCAGGCCGGCUUCGCCUACUGCAGGGAGAACUUUCUGUCUUGGCGAGGAUUACAGGAAAUAGCCAGUCUGAAGAGGCAGUUUGCUGAGCUGCUGUCUGACAUUGGCUUCAUUAAAGAGGGACUGAGAGCGAGGAUUAUAGAGCGAAUGAGCUCUAAAGGCACUGAUGGGGUUCUGGAGGCCACAGGCCCUGAGGCAAAUCUGAACUCAGAAAACAUCCGGCUGAUGUCCGCCAUGCUUUGUGCUGCCCUCUAUCCCAAUGUGGUCCAGGUACGAGCUCCUCAGGGGAAUUACAAGAUGACCAGCAAAGGUGCGAUGAAGAUGCAGCCCAAAGCCAGCGAGCUCCGCUUCAUGACUAAGAACGACGGCUGCGUGCACGUGCAUCCUUCCUCAGUCAACUACACGGUUCGUCACUACAACAGCCCCUACCUGGUUUACCAUGAGAAGGUGAAGACGAGCCGGGUCUUCAUCAGGGACUGCAGCAUGGUGUCUGUUUAUCCUCUGGUGCUGUUCGGAGGCGGGCAAGUCAACAUGGAGCUGCACAAAGGAGAGUUUGUGAUCUCACUGGAUGAUGGAUGGAUCAGAUUUGCUGCUUCUUCUCAUCAGGUGGCAGAGCUGGUGAAAGAGCUGCGCUGGGAGCUGGACCAGCUGCUUGAGGACAAAAUCAGGAACCCGAGCAUAGACCUGUGCAGCUGCCCCCGCGGCUCCCGCAUCAUCCGCAUGAUUGUCCACCUCAUCACUACACAAUAACUCUGUUACCACAAACACAUUUGUCCCCUUUUUGUCACCCUCGAGGGCUAAAAUGCAUGAAGCUCUGCAGUGAUGAUGUCUUUCUGCCAUUCAGUGAUUUUGAAAACAUGCUACUCCAUCAGUGAGGGGUGAAGUGAGGUCGCCAGAGGUGAGGUAACACAUCGCCCUGCUGCUACCUGACACUUUAACACAAGUAUUAGUUUACAUGAAAACAGAGCUUUGGUUGUGUUGCUGCACUAGAAGCUUUAUGAAGCAUUUGUUGCCUUUAAAGAAAAACUUACAGCUCUAUGCAGGUGAUCAACAAACCUCCAUGAAUUAAGCGCUUCUAGCUGUUUUCACCAGACCUACUUUGGCCUAAUGAAAUGCAAAAAGUAGAGUAGUUUUCCAGUGCCAUACUACUGUAUGUGCAGUAAAUUGGCACAGAAAAAUCUAAAUUUGAUGUCAUUUUCUCUACAUUUAGUUGAGUUGUGUGUCUUCACCACAACUGAGACGUUACUCGGGUCCAUAUUGGACUUUUAUUCUAACAGUGGCUGCAGAGUUGUAAUGGUUGUGUAUUUAUUUGUAAUGCAUGAUUGAAAAAUCCAAGAGCUUCUGCAUGGUAUUUACAUUUACUGAAUGUAUUUAAAUGUAAUAAUGAUGUCAGAGCUACAUUUUCACCAUGUGAAUGCAAGGGCUUUUUUAAAAUCAGAUGAAUUUGGUGAAAACUGCCAAAGAAUUUGAAAGCUUUUUAUGUCUUAACAAUGGUGAAUUCCACUGUACACUGCACACACAUGAAUAAAAAUAUAAAAGGGGAGGAGAGUUAGCUGUUUGCUUUAUGCUUCCUGCACCCAUCUCCUUCUGAGCUUUGUGUUCUUUUCAGGGUUCCUUAAGAAGUCUUGGAAAGUCUUACAUUGUAUAUUUGAAAUUUAAAGCUUUAAAAAGUUUUAUUUUUACCAGCGAGAAGUCUUACAUUUUUAAAAGCACAUUGACCAAGACCUUUCCUUUUCCAGUCUUUAUUUUUUAGCCAACCUUAUACAACUUUAAUCAUCUUCCUCCAGAAGUUGUUGCAUAAAUGUUUUUAAUAUUUCAGGGAAUCCAGUGUUGGAUGUUCUAAAUUUCCUGGUGGAGGACCCCUGACUCCUCUCUGAUUUUAUCUGGCUUACUGUGAUUUAAUACACUCUGAACUGUUGUGAACCACUAGUUGAGUUCUCUAACGUCUGGGCAACCAGGUUGCCCACUUAAGAAUCCUUGCAGCCCACCUUUAUUUUGACAGGUCUUUACAGACUAGUUAAACUGUUUAGAAUCAGCUCAGCACACCUUCAAAAUAUGUUAUGAUAAAAAUUACCAUAGGACAGAUUGAUAAAAUAGAUCAGUGUUCAUCAUCUGGCAGGCUGAGGACCAUAUCAGGCCCACCAAAGCUCCCCAUCCAGCCCCCAAAAGACUAUUAAGGUGUGGAUAAAGAGGGUAUCUUUCAAUCCCUACAGUCAUCAAAUCAACCCGAGUGAUCAAGAAUGCAACAGUUUUAAAAGAAAUUACUGAACGUUUGAUCUGAUUUUCAGUUAAAUCUGCCUGCAAGCCAUUAUUAGUCAAUGUGAUGCAUAAUAAACACACGAUUAGUUCAUAGUCA